ACCAGCCCGUAAGUGGCCGGCCUUCUAUCAACGUGAAAGGCACAUUGUCUAAGACAAUAUACCUUCGCUUUAUUUGUGUUUACAAGAGAAACUACUCGACCUUCAAAUUAAACCCUCAAUGUCAUUGACUACGUUAUAGCUUCGAUGAUCACUACAGGUUUGGUAUUUCAGGUUGAACGUGAACAUUUUGAAGACGACCAGUCCCAUUCGUUAGAAGCAGCUAGAACAUACAAAAACUCAGGCUCAGUGUAAAGAAAGAUACUACUGAAGUAUGAUUGGACAGCGAAAGUGGACAUUCUUGUUCGGAUCUAUGUCACUGACCGUUUUUCUUUUCUUAGCAUUGAAAGUUACGUGGGGCCUGGAUUGUUUCAAGUGUGUCUCAAUUGACGGAGAUAAUCCAGCAUGCGAGGAUCCUUUCCAUAAUAACUACACCAUAGAUAUUCUAGAAUCACCAUGCUGGACUGGAAGGAAACACAGAAACGGUCUAUUUCCUGCUACAGCAUGUAUCAAACUGUCAGGAAAAUAUGGGGACACUGGGGAAACCAUGAUAGUCAGAGGAUGUGCUUUGGACAGUGGAUCCUUGACCAUUGACACUGAGAUUGUGCGUAUGAGCCAUUGUGGAGGAUUUUACUUCGAUGACCGCUAUGUUAAAGGUUGUCUUCAAAGUUGUACGGACGACGCCUGCAAUGUAGGAAAUCCUGUAAAAAUCUUGAAGUCUUUUUCUAUGAUCGUUACCAUGACUACAUUUUUGGUUUUCAUAAGGUUCUGUGCGUGACGAAUAAGGUUAUUGUCAGUCAAUGCAGGAAGCCAUUUGCUACCUAGACACCAAAGAUCGUUUCCAGACUUCCAAUUUCAUUUCUUCUGAUCGUAGUUCCAUUAAGUUACUAGUAUCAGUUAAUCAAGUUAGUUAAGAACUUAGCACACUGAAUAACACAGUUGAUCUUCACGGUGAAACAAACAACUAUAAUAAAAAAAAACACAAGCAGAGAGCAUCUUUUCUGACAACUUAUCAAAUAAAUGGAGAGAAAUAUCAGAAGAAUGACUUGUGUUACGGUUUAAGCUGUUUAGUAAAGAUUGCUGCUUUUUUCAUGUCAUUUUUAGUGAAGACAGGACGUGUCAAAUAUCUUAGUUUGUGAAGUACUGCAAAAAAUAAUUUUGUGUGAAAAUGUCUUAUGA
Limulus polyphemus (Atlantic horseshoe crab) is the source of this 1176-nucleotide messenger RNA. RefSeq lists its product as uncharacterized. The record is from RefSeq and is a predicted model, not a curated record. Bases 272 to 775 code for a protein of 167 amino acids. The transcript is spliced from 5 exons. NCBI's taxonomy places the organism in Eukaryota, Metazoa, Arthropoda, Merostomata, Xiphosura, Limulidae. Gene Ontology annotation, biological process: positive regulation of voltage-gated potassium channel activity; regulation of synaptic transmission, cholinergic; sleep.